CAGGAUUUUUCUAUAAUUCCUCCCCCCAUUUCAAUAAAUUGGAAACCAACCCUUGGUUCUCGGACACCUCAUUUUCAGAGUCAAGAAUUAUGCGAGACAAUUUUAAGGGGUCUUUGAGGAUUCUGAGUUCCCUAAUUGUGCUUGGAUUUCAGCUGGUCAUUCCGCAGCCUUCCGUCGAUCACAGAAAGGUGCCCCAAAGGAUAAAAGAUGGGAGCGUUGCCCCAGAAGAAGAGAGUGGAGGAAUCCCUGGGGUUUGGGGCAGUUGGGGACCUUGGUCAGCGUGCUCCAGAAGCUGCAGUGGCGGAGUGAUGGUGCAGAUGCGGCCAUGUCUUCCAGGGUACUACUAUGACAGGGCCUCCCACAAUCCUGGGCAUUACUCGGCUUCGGGGAGGGCGCUGGGCCACCUCCAUCAGCUGCCACAAGAAGACUCCCUGCCGCCUUUCUCUGGUCACAUCAUCUCGGCCAUCCGUACAUCGGUGCCUCUGCACAGAAACGAGGAACCCGCACGGGCUGCCCUUUCUGCCUCCUUUGGAGAAGGACGCAACGACAGCUAUUGGAACCGAGGAACCUCAAGAGGCACUCAAGUUUCUCAGUCCCGGAGACGUAGCCCCAAAUCAGAAAGAAGAGGCCGCAAGAAAAGCUCCAUUGGACCCGGGAAAUACGGCUAUGGAAAAGUUCCCUACAUCCUCCCUCUGCAGACGGACACGGGACAAUCAGCACAUAAACCCCGGAAGCAACGCCAGUCCAGGCAACCUGCACCCAACCCACAAGGGACCGGUGGCACCUCCACUUUUGCCCAUCCAGGUAGCCCUUCCCAUCACCGCCCUGGAGGAACGUACCAAGGUGACCACCGAUCUUCUCCAGCCAGGACUCAGGUGGCCGGCAGCUCUUUCUAUCAACAGCCGGGCUCCCAUUUUCAGGGCUUCCCGACGGGAUCUCAAAGCUUGUUCCAGGGUGGAGAACAGAGCAGGCAUAUCCCCGGAGCUCCUCAUCCCCCCGUCCAAGGACAGAUGUCCACUCAGCCGGCCGCCGCAAUUGUCUGCACCGGAGCCUACAAGCAGUACAGACUCUGCAACACGAACCCCUGCCUUGAGAACAGAAACAUCAGAGAGGUGCAGUGCACAUCGUACAACAACAAGCCGUUUAUGGGCCGUUUCUACGAGUGGGAGCCCUUUGCUGAAGUGAAGGGCAGCCAGAAAUGUGAACUCAACUGCCGAGCAGUCGGCUAUCGCUUCUACGUGAGACAGGCGGAGAAAGUUAUCGACGGGACGCCGUGCGAUCAAAACGGAACCUCCAUCUGCGUGUCGGGACAAUGCAAGGUAACAUCUGACCAGCAAUCAAUGAAGGCACUGCCAAAAGCUAACAGUACACAUCUCAACACAACAACCUCUAAGACCAGUCCCACCAACACGGACAGGCAAGCCACUUGA
Messenger RNA from Thamnophis elegans (Western terrestrial garter snake), 1430 nucleotides. RefSeq names its product thrombospondin type-1 domain-containing protein 4-like. Gene Ontology annotation, biological process: extracellular matrix organization. The record is from RefSeq and is a predicted model, not a curated record. Gene Ontology annotation, cellular component: extracellular matrix. Lineage: Eukaryota; Metazoa; Chordata; Lepidosauria; Squamata; Natricidae. Gene Ontology annotation, molecular function: metalloendopeptidase activity. The coding region runs from base 90 to 1430 and encodes 446 amino acids. The transcript has 7 exons.